AUGGCGCUCUGCAAAGCUGUGGCUGCCGCGCUUUUUUAUCGGCUCAUCUUUUGGGCCAAUUUUACAGUCGCGCAGCAACCCCCUGAGUCCGCUGCAGGCUCCACCGCUACCAUCAGCUCUGCCGCUCAGCUGCCACAUCUGCUUGCUACCCUUGCGCCGCCCGUAUCUUUAAUUGUGACUGGUGAUUUGCUUUUCAACGCGACCAACUGGCCUGACCCAAUACGCUGGCCCGGAGGAGGGGGUCACGCGAGCCUUUCUUCCGUGACAACGGGAGGCCCGAAGCCAGUCUUGACUUUUAAGGGUCAACGUAUCGCUACUACUCCAGCUCCAGCAAGUCAGGAAAACAAAAUUACGACUGAAUUGCGCGCGAGCAAUAGUGCUUCCAGCGGCAACAGCAGCAUUCCCAGCGAGCUUUCGCCGUCGUGCGAGCAGGAAAAAACGACUUAUCGGCUGCCCAGGGUGGAUUUUGCGAAUAUGCAGGGUCGCCUACACCUGGAUGCGGGAGCUAUGCUGGUGCUUAGAAACCUGGAGGUCUCCGGUACGACACUGGGCACAUGGCUCCAACACGAGACGCUUGAGGUGGUUUCGGAGUCCUCCGGGGCGACUGUGGUAAUUGAUUCGUGUCUACUUCACAAUACCGUAUGUCCCGCUGCCGCGGACUUACUCAACGGAUAUACCGCGCUGCGGCGUGCAGCGGGCUUCCCGGGCUUCCCGGGCAACCAAACCGCGAAUAAGGCGGCAUCGGCAUCCGGGGUUGUACGGCACUGCUACAGCCCUGCCGUACUGUUGGUGGACGUGACGAGCACGCUGCCGAAUUACGGCCAGGUCUGCUUUCGUCCUUGUGUACUAUCAUUUCAUAUUCGCAUUACUGUUUUUGCUUUGGCUGUUGGUGGCUACACUACUGUGAUCCACAACACCACGCUCCUGUGCGAUAUGGCCGUGCCGAAAAAUUGCACCCAGACGAAAAGCGAGCGCGACUGCUUCCUGGAGCUCCUUGCAAAUGUACCUCCCGGUAUUACGGCAGAUGUCGUGCUCAAAUCAGCUGCCGUACAUUUGUCGGAUGGACCAUUCAGCGAUGGCGGUGGAGGCGGCAGUGGGAGAUGGGAUCGUUUCGGGCUGGUGGCAGGGAUUAGCGGCGCGGUUGGCGGUGCGGGCGGUUUGCUCGUAGCUGUGGCGCUGUAUGUCAUACUCGUCCGUCGUCGUGGCCAGAAAUGCGGGGGAGGACUUCCCGGCUGCUUCGAUUUACGCACGGACUCAUGUAAACUCGAGGACAUCGAGGAGGCUGUGGGUUCGAUCAAAGGUCCCCUAAUCAACAACCACUUGACGGGCGGAGGAGCCAAAAAGGAUUGCCGUAGCUGCAAUCAGCCCAGCAGCAGCUCCGAAACCAACACCAUCACCACCAAUGAAUCCGUUAGCAUUGUGGCCGGAACCGAGUCCGGAAUCAUCUCAGCGGCUGGAGUCACCGCGGGAGGUCCUGGUUUCGGAGCUGCUGCAGCCGCCGUGGCUGUGGGGAUGGGAGGGGGAUUGGAAGGGCUAUUGGAGCAGCAGCGACAACUCAGCGCGCCCGACGAUAUCCGCCUGAAUGUCCUUCUGGGUGCUGGAUCUUUUGGUCGAGUGUACGGCGGUAUCUGGCGAGAUGGGCCUUGCGCGGUCAAAAUCCUGACCCAUGGGACCCGGGAGAUGCCCAUCAUAGAGCGGGAGCUGCAAGUCAGUUUGUCGUGUAAGCACCCGAACGUGGUGGCCACGAUGCACUUUGUCAGGCUGGAUGUGACUCGCUCUGCUGCGGGACGUCUUCAGCAGUUGAAGGCGUCGGGAGGCCCACAACGCGGAGGCGGAGGCGGCAUCGCCAGCGGCAGUAGUGGUGUGGACAUGUUCCCCACGCCGGGGCGAUCCCGCGGCGGCGGCGGCGGCGGUGCAGAAAGCGCAAGCAGCUUGUACGAGACAUGGCUCAUCCAGGAGCUCUGCGACGGCGGCGCGCUGUCGUCAGCGCUGUACGGCGGGAGGUCCUUGGGUGUCGUACAGGAGGGCCGUCGAGCUGGCAGCCUACCUUCUCAAGUCGACAUGCCCGCCAUUUUGUCUCUGGCGUUGGAUAUCAGUCGCGGUAUGGCCUACCUUCAUAAAGGGGGCAUCGUGCAUGGGGACCUUAAGGCGGAGAAUGUGCUGCUUCGAGCCCGCAGCGCCGCCUCCGACUCGCCAUCAAAGCCACAAUUGCAGCCCGCAAAUAGCAGCAGCAGUAACAGCAGCGAUAGUAGCAGCAGCGGCAGUAGCAGCAGCGGCAGUAGCAGCAGGGGAAAAGGGAAGGAUGCAGCGACGGAAGCGACGGUGACCGGGGAGGGGACACUCAGGCCGGAGGGAACCUUCAAAUCAGGUGCUACGUUGCCACUGCAGCCGCCGGCAGCUGCUGACGUGGCGGGGACGCCGAGGGAUAACGCGGUUCGCAGCUGGGGCGACGAGGACGAUGAUGACGGCGGUCGCGGCGCUGCCGUCGCCUUUGGACCGACAGCGUCUAAACCGCCGGCAUCGUACAGUUCCUGCCGUUACGUGGCCAAGGUCGCCGACUUCGGCCUGAGCCGGGCGUUGGAUCCAGGACGGACGCACCAAACAACACGAAACGUGGGAACCAUCACUCACAUGCCCCCGGAGAGCUUAAUGGGCGGACAGAUGCACCUAGCGACCGAUGUUUACGCAUUCGUGUGGGAGCUGUACACGGGCUCCCGGCCGUACAGCGGUCUGACGGCGGGUGAAGUCGUACAUCGCGUCGUGGCCCAGGGCUCCCGACCAGCCUUCCCGUGUAGCGCGCCACCCGCCUGGUGCGACCUGGCGGCCGAGUGCUGGGCACAGGAGCCUGGACGGAGACCCACGUUUGCGCAGGCAGGUGGAACAGAAACUGGUGGCCCUUCUUGCCGAGUACAGCUGUUGCUGAAGCAGCAACGCAACACCGGACACCCGACAUGA
Molecule: messenger RNA, 2955 nt
Organism: Volvox carteri f. nagariensis
Lineage: Eukaryota; Viridiplantae; Chlorophyta; Chlorophyceae; Chlamydomonadales; Volvocaceae
Exons: 17
Coding region: 1-2955 (984 amino acids)
Biological process (GO): protein phosphorylation
Molecular function (GO): protein kinase activity; ATP binding
Source: RefSeq, a predicted model, not a curated record